AUGAAGACUCUGCAAUCUACACUUCUCCUGUUCCUGUUUGUGCCUCUGAUAAAGCCAGCACCACCAUCUCAGCAGGAUUCACGCACUAUCUAUGAUUAUGGAACAGAUAAUCUUGAAGAAACCGUUUUUAGCCAAGAUUAUGAGGAUAAAUACCUGGAUGGAAAAAGUACUAAGGAAAAAGAAACUAUGAUAAUAGUACCCGAUGAGAAAAGUUUUCAAUUACAAAAAGAUGAGAGUAUAACGUCAUUACCCCCCAAGAAAGAAAAUGAUGAAAUGCCGACAUGCCUGCUCUGUGUUUGUUUAAGUGGCUCUGUAUACUGUGAAGAAGUUGACAUUGAUGCUGUACCACCUUUGCCAAAGGAAUCAGCCUAUCUUUAUGCACGAUUCAACAGAAUUAAAAAGCUGACCGCCAAAGAUUUUGCAGACAUACCUAACUUAAGACGACUCGAUUUUACGGGAAAUUUGAUUGAAGACAUAGAAGAUGGUACUUUUUCAAAACUUUCUCUGUUAGAAGAACUUACACUAGCUGAAAACCAACUACUGAAGCUUCCAGUUCUCCCUCCCAAGCUUACUUUAUUUAACGCAAAAUAUAACAAAAUCAAGAGCAGAGGAAUCAAAGCAAAUGCAUUCAAAAAACUGAGUAACCUCUCCUUCCUCUACUUGGAUCACAAUGCUUUGGAAUCUGUGCCUCUUAAUUUACCAGAAAGUCUGCGUGUAAUUCAUCUUCAGUUUAACAACAUAACUUCAAUUACAGAUGAUACAUUCUGCAAGGCUAAUGACACCAGUUAUAUUCGGGAUCGCAUUGAAGAGAUACGCUUGGAGGGCAACCCCAUCAUCCUGGGAAAACAUCCCAACAGUUUUAUCUGCUUAAAAAGAUUGCCUGUAGGGUCAUACAUUUAA
Rangifer tarandus platyrhynchus (Svalbard reindeer) is the source of this 900-nucleotide messenger RNA. The record is from the annotation of a GenBank genome assembly. Lineage: Eukaryota; Metazoa; Chordata; Mammalia; Artiodactyla; Cervidae.